CUCUAUUUAUUUUACUUUCGAUUCGUUGCAAAAUACCUAAUCCUAAUAUUACUCGAAGAAUUGCUUUUCUUUUUGAAGAAAUUUUACAUCGCAUUGCAAAUUUUGAAAAAUUCGAAAUUGCAGUUUGGUGUGAACUUUAGCUAACUCUUCUAAUUUGAUUAUUAUUUGUCUUUUUCUCGGCAUGCAAGGGUUUGCUAAAAUUAAAUAAAUCAUUUCCUGGAUGGCUUAUGUCCAGUUGCAAUGAUGUUUUUGUGUCAAUCUGUUGAACAAAAAGAUUUGGUCUAAUUUGAUUGCUUCUAGUUUGAUCUCGGUUAAUUUGAUUUCCCGAGGUUUACUCCGGUGAGUCCAGUUUUUCUCUGUUAAUGAAAUAGACUGCAGUAUUUUAUAAUUUAUUGUAGGAUGUAUGGUGCCCUUUUUUAUUCAUAUUGGAAUCUGAAGUUCUAUAAUCUGCUAACUGCUGCUGCUUUAUUCUUGGGUUAUGACGGCGGUUCUGUGGAGAAGCAAGGUUCGAAUGGAAAGGACGAUACUUCUCAAGCUGCCUCAUCAAAUGAGAUAUUAGUCAGAUUGAAGAGAUAUGGUAUCUCCGGAAUUUUGUCCUAUGGCUUGCUAAAUACUGCUUACUACCUUACUACUUUCCUGGUCGUCUGGUUUUAUGUCGCUCCUGCUCCUGCGAAAAUGGGUUAUUUGGCAGCUGCGGAAAGGUUUCUUAAGGUGAUGGCUAUGGUGUGGGCAGGAAGCCAAGUAACCAAGCUCAUACGAGCUGGAGGGGCGCUGGCGCUUGCACCAUUCGUGGAUAGGGGUUUAUCGUGGUUCACUAACAAGAUGGGAUUUGAAACGCAAGGGAAGGUAGCUUGGGCACAGUGUCACGGGGCAGGAGCUCUCACCCGACCAAGUGAUUCGAGCCACCUGAUCGUGUACAAGGCGCAUGAGGUGAAAUCUUAUCCAUUUUUAUGUAUUUUUCGUCUCUCUUUAUUGAGUUUUCUCUCUAUCUUUUAGAACAAUUCACUUGGUUGGUUGGUUCAUGGUUGUAUAUAUUAUGUUCAUCGAUGAAUGUAAAUGUAUGCUUUUUAGCUUGUUAUGUUGCUACCAUAGUGGAACCUAUUUAGGUUA
Molecule: messenger RNA, 1110 nt
Organism: Salvia splendens (bonfire salvia)
Lineage: Eukaryota; Viridiplantae; Streptophyta; Magnoliopsida; Lamiales; Lamiaceae
Exons: 8
Coding region: 400-996 (198 amino acids)
Source: RefSeq, a predicted model, not a curated record